Molecule: messenger RNA, 1728 nt
Organism: Conger conger (European conger)
Lineage: Eukaryota; Metazoa; Chordata; Actinopteri; Anguilliformes; Congridae
Product: probable methyltransferase-like protein 24
Exons: 5
Coding region: 68-1186 (372 amino acids)
Source: RefSeq, a predicted model, not a curated record
UUCUCGGGCCAGGCAGGUCGCUUAAUAGGUGGCAGCACAGCGACAUGGUCUGUGAGGGGACGGAGGCAUGCAAGUUGGAAGCAACAGCGGUUUCUGCCGCUUUCUCCCGCGGCUCUGCCUCCUUGUCUUGCCACUUUUUUUGGUCCUACAACUGCUGGUCGGACUGAGGGUGCCGGGUUCUCGCCGGGUCGGUUCCUCGAACGAAGAGUUUGGCUUUACCAUCAUUAGCAUCGCGAAUGGUCGUAGUGCCAUCUCGCCGGACAAGAGUGCCGAUGCAUGGGUCGAUGAGAGCGGGGGACCGGAGCUGUGGGACGAGGAGGUGGGGCCAAGGACGGUCUCUGGCCUAAUCGGGUAUGAGGACGAAAACGAAAUGACCACACGGCAGGGGCACAUUGGCCGGCAGGUGGAGCUGCAGCCCUGGGCAGUCGGGCAGCCAUCAUUCACAGCGGAAAUGGAGCGAUUCAUCUCUUAUAUCACCACCCCCCAGAUGGAAUGCAGGCAGAUGCUAGUUCCUGGGGAUGCCCAGGAUGGGAAGACUACAGAACACCUGUGGGCCCUGUGUGUGGAGGGCUGGACUCUGCCAGCAGCAAAGCCACAAUCAUGUGUUUCCUACUCUUUCAGUAUGGGACAAAAGGAUGAGGCGUUUGUGAAGAGGAUGUUGUGGGCAGGGUGUGAGAUGCACCAGUUUGACCCAGGCAGGAGACAGCUGUCUGGUCCUGGUCCAGUCCACCGACACCAUACCUGGCUGGAUUGGCGCAGCGCGCGUGCUGGCCAGCAAGCCAGGCUCAGGGACGCCACGCCCAGAAAGCUUAGCGCCAUCAUGGACGUGCUGGGACAUGGCAAGGUCCAGUUCAUCAAUGCAGACCUGGAGAGUGCAGAAUGGAAAGUUCUGGAGAGCUGGGUCAUGGACGGCACCCUGGGUCGGAUCCAGCAGCUGGUUCUGACAGUACACUUGCAAUGGGCUGGUUUUGAGGUUGGGGGCAAUAAUGCGGAGGUGAUAAGAUUCUGGUACAGCAUGGUUCGGGCACUGUCCAUGGCCGGGUUUCGCCUGUUGCACAGCUUCAAAGGACCGGGUCUGACUAUACUGGGGCAUACUCUGCCGGACAUACACAGCACAUACACUCUAAGCUGGGUCAACUCCAGGGACGCCACUAAGUCUUACGUUCCCCAAAAAACCAACAAGUGACUCAUCUUCUCACUCAGUCUCCACACAUUGAGUUUCUCGAAUGGUACAUUGGAUGUUGAUGACAUUUGACAGCACAGAAAUGAAGUCAUCAUUGAAAGCUGCGAAGCAAUGAAGAAUCAAAAUUCUACUCUUUUGGCUAUUAAACAUCUCCAGGAUGCCAUACAAAUAAUGAAGUUUUGCCACAGCGUUUUGAUUUUUUUUUUUUGCUGCUUUGAGUUUUUAUCCUGUUAUGUUGCGUUUGUCGCAGCCCAGAUCUGAACAUCAUGUACUGCAGAUGAAGUAAGUGCAGUAGGCUACCAGGGUUGAACAGGAGCUACUGCCUCUAGUGGCAGUGUUACGGUAUUGCCCUUGUUACUGUAUCCUGCCCCAUGUCCUGAGGGAGCGUAGAGUUUGAGACUAAUGUGCAAUCGGCUGCGGAUGAUGUGCAGUGCAGAUUGACUUUUCAUAAACUAUUUUUUUCGUGUCAGAUUUUCAGAUUUUUUUUACAUUUUGUUACAUUUUGUCAUUUGUAAUACAUAAAUAAAAAUUUGCCUUGGACGGUU